AUGAACUGUAACCAUGCCACCUUCAUUUCGGUCUCUCUGUCGCCACAAAGUUCCGUGCUUUACCUAAAACGCCCUUCCGCAACCCUCACGCCGAAGCAAACCCUUUUGCCCAGGAACGUGAGGCUCGGAGUCACAGUCAGAGCCAGAGCUUCAAAGGGAGAUGGUAAUGCUCAGGCAGCAAAUUGGUCCCGGUGGGUUCCCGCAGGGUCUUUCGCCGCGGAUAAAGUUUUCAGGUUAAUCGCCGGCGCCACCGCCAGUCCCAUUGGCCAGUUUGUUGCGUUCCCCACCACGUUCCUUCACUCUGUCGACCCUCGAGUCAAAUUGGUAUGGCUUUUAGCUCUGGUUGUUCUACCUGCAAGGUCACACGUAAUUAUGCGAUUUGGAUUAGUGGUAUACCUGACUUUGCUUUCAAUGUGGAUUCUACCAAGAAAUGCUUGGACGGAUCAACUGGGAAGAGUUUAUUUGCUAUCGGGAUUAUUAUUCAUAACAUUAGGGCUGGGUUCAGAUGGUGUACCCGCACUUGUUCAGUUGAGAACACCACCACCUGCAAUGAUGGGGCUUCCUAAUAUUCCUGUAUCUUUAACAGGUUACGCAUAUACAAUCAUAAAGUUAGGUCCAUUAACCUUUACCAGGAAAGGCCUCUCUGUAGCAAGCACUGUUGCAUGUUUGACUUUUACUGUAUUUCAAAGUGCAAGUCUCUGCCUCACAACUACAACCCCCGAACAACUAGCAUUUGCAUUGCGAUCGUUUAUACUCCCUCUGAAAUACAUAGGUGUUUCUGUGUCAGAAAUUGUGCUUACACUUUUAUUGUCAUUGAGGUUCAUCAGUCUCGUUUUUGAUGAGGUCCGAAACAUUGCUUUGGGGAUUGUAUCCCGUAGAAUAAAUUGGAAGCAGCUGACUGUUAUGGAGACCAUAGAUAUUUUUUUUAACUACUUCCGGCGCAUCUUCACAAAUAUUUUCAGCCAUGCAGAGCAAAUUUCUCAGGUUUAUCUUAAACUUAAUUAG
Sphenostylis stenocarpa is the source of this 1005-nucleotide messenger RNA. The record is from the annotation of a GenBank genome assembly. NCBI's taxonomy places the organism in Eukaryota, Viridiplantae, Streptophyta, Magnoliopsida, Fabales, Fabaceae.